CAUGGAAUUUGACAGCUGGCUGAAUAGUUUUGGUUGGAUUUGGAUAUAAGCUUCAUUCAUUCAUUUUUCAUUAAACGUUAAUCAAACACUCAUAAAACUCACAUUUUUGAGGUAUUUUCGAUUGAAACUGUUGUUAAAAAUGGGUAGAAAGAGAAACUUUACUAGUAUCCUUAAUCCAUUUGCCAAAAGGAAGCGUGAGCUUAAAGACAGGGAUCAGUCGGAACCAACGAGGAGAGAUAAACCUUACGAAGACAUUAAACGGGAGAAUGAAAGCUUUGAGGUGUACUAUAAACACCAGAAUAUUUGCCCGGCAGAGGAAUGGGAUCAGUUUAUGGAGAAACUGCGGUCAAGUUUACCAACCACUUUCCGGAUAACUGGUUCGAAGAGCCAUGCUCGCGCUCUGUUAAAGAUUAUAAAGGAUCAAUUUUUCGCCGAGUACUAUCGAGCAGUAGCUGAAUUUAGAGAGAAUGGGGAAGAAGUACAAGAGCCGUUAUGUCUUUCUUGGUACCCGAAUGAUUUUGCGUGGCAGUUGGAGCUUUCCCGCAAGGACAUACGGCGGUCGGAACCUUUGUACAAAUUGCACAAUUUUUUGAUAGCGGAGACUAGUUCUGGGAACAUCAGUAGACAGGAAGCAGUAUCGAUGAUACCACCCCUACUGUUGGGAGUCGAGCCUCACCACAAGGUGCUGGAUAUGUGUGCUGCACCGGGUUCUAAAACAGCCCAACUAAUCGAAGCUCUACAUGCUGGUGGGGAUAGUCUUCCUAAAGGUUUUGUUUUAGCAAACGAUAUAGACAACAAUCGCUGCUAUAUGUUGGUUCAUCAGGCCAAACGAUUAAGCUCAGCUUGCUGUCUAGUGUCCAAUGCAGACAGUUCCAAGUUUCCGGAGCUAAAGCUAAAAAACGAAGCCGGCGAACUGGAAAAUCUUCGGUAUGAUCGGAUACUGUGCGAUGUUCCUUGUUCAGGUGAUGGAACUUUGCGCAAAAAUGUGGACAUUUGGAAUAAAUGGCAUUUGGGUAAUGCGCACAACCUACACGGGGUUCAGUACCGCAUUGUAAAGCGUGGUGCUGAACUGCUUGAGGUAGGUGGGAAACUGGUUUACUCGACCUGUUCCUUGAAUCCGGUAGAAAACGAGGCUGUUUUGCACAGUCUUCUGGCACAAGCUGGUGAUUCACUGGAAAUCCUUGAGGCAAGUCAUCUUCUCCCAACGUUGAAGCACAGUCCUGGAAUGACCUACUGGGAACCAGCCACCAAGGAUAUGCGGUUCUACAAAUCUUUCGAAGACGUACCAGAAAUCUAUCGUUCUUCAAUUCGUGCCUGUCUGUUUCCUCCUGCACCGGAAGAGGCAGCUAAGUACAAUCUAACUCGCUGUAUACGAGUGUUACCGCAUCAACAGAAUACAGGUGGCUUCUUUAUUGCAUUGAUCGAGAAGAAGAAGAAACUUCCGUGGGAAUCGGAAGAACAGUUAUCAGCAGCUGCUGAAACCAACACUGCCGAAGGAGCUUUUGUAGAAGCUGCUGGUGAAGUUAAAAAUGAGAACGAAUCGAAGAAACAGCAAAAGCACUACAGGGGUUUCAAGGAGGAUCCGUUUGUAUUUUUCGAUGGAACUGAAGAGAUUUACGAGUCGAUUAAAAAGUUCUAUCAGUUGUCUGACGAUUUCAAUCCGAUUAAUUUGUUGACACGCUGCCGAGAAGGCAAGAAGAAGAACAUCUAUUUUAGUGCGGACAUUCUGCGUAAUGUGGUCAGUAACAACGAGGAACGGAUUAAGUUCAUCAACUUGGGAGUGAAAGCUUUCGCGCGUUGUGACAAUCGAAAUCGACUGUGCGAUUUCCGCAUGGCUCAGGAAGGACUUCCAAGCGUGAUCGGAUUUGUCGGUACGAGUCGGCGUUUAUCCAUAGGAAGGGAAGAUUUGGUGAAGUUGUUGUCUAAUAGCGAUCCAACAAAACCUCCGGAAUUAGUCGGUUUGAGCGACACGAUCCAGAAGGAUGCCGAAAGUUUGGAGCCGGGCAGCUGUGUGCUACAGUACAAAGCGGACGACUUGGAACUUAAUGUAGUCGGCUGGCGUGGAGCGAAGAGCCUCCGGGCGUACGUUGACCAACAUGAUACGGUUCACAUGUUAAGAUUAUUGGGUGCCGACGUUUCGAAAUAUGAGAAAAAUAAAUUUGAAGAAAAAAAGGAAGCUGCCGAUGCCACCGACCCAACAGAUUAAAAUAGAGUGAAGCUUGUUUGAUGGGAUAUUAAACUAUCCUAACUUGAAGAACUUGUUGAACACAAUAAAUUUAAUUGAUACUUAUA
This is a messenger RNA of Wyeomyia smithii (pitcher-plant mosquito), 2292 nucleotides long. It is a transcript of the gene Nsun2, whose product is annotated as tRNA (cytosine(34)-C(5))-methyltransferase. The record is from RefSeq and is a predicted model, not a curated record. The transcript is spliced from 4 exons. The coding region runs from base 140 to 2206 and encodes 688 amino acids. Gene Ontology annotation, biological process: tRNA methylation. Gene Ontology annotation, molecular function: tRNA (cytidine-N5)-methyltransferase activity; tRNA binding. Gene Ontology annotation, cellular component: cytoplasm; nucleus. NCBI's taxonomy places the organism in Eukaryota, Metazoa, Arthropoda, Insecta, Diptera, Culicidae.